Lactuca virosa is the source of this 582-nucleotide messenger RNA. The record is from the annotation of a GenBank genome assembly. NCBI's taxonomy places the organism in Eukaryota, Viridiplantae, Streptophyta, Magnoliopsida, Asterales, Asteraceae.
AUGUGCCAUAUUGCCUUAACCGACAUAAUCUAUCACCAGAACGACGCCAUGGACUUCAAAUUGAUUCACACCGACCAAGGGAUUAAGCACAUUCUUUCAUUGUGGAACUUCUCUUUCUCCUUCAACAAGGUACCUAAAGUCGGCACAAUGUUGUUGAAACUAUGUUAUUUGCAAGCAGGAUUUUGGAAUAGCAGAACGUCGCAUCUUCAUAAGGAGCCGUCGAUACACCACUACCUCCACCGCUUCACAGUUCCACUGCCACCGGUCUACGCUAUCAACACCGACUCCUUUGAUAUAAACCAAAUCCGUCUUAGGCUUCGUCUCCCCCAAUAUCCAUCCUUUGAAGAUGCCAUUUCUUCUACUCUCGUUUGCAUGUGUCAUGCUCCAUUCCAACACUUUACAGAGAGAGGGACGGUUGUAUGGUCGAUCCCCUAUUCUCUCUUUCACUCUUGUUCCGUCUCCCGAUGGUUGAUAUUGUUGAAACUUAGGGAAGAAUUGGGAGGAUUGGGGGUUUUAAUGGUUUGCAUCUUAGCAUCAUUCAAAAGUUUCUUCUUGGUGAUCGACAAAGGGUCAACCAACUAA